AUGGUUGGUUGUGCAGCUCCGUUUUGUAAUAAUUCCUCCACUAAAGGUUAUACCAUGAAAGUAUUUCCCAGAAAUGCUGAACGUCGUGCCUUAUGGGCAAAACAUGUGGGACAAAUGAAUUCGACGCCAACGAACAAUUCAUAUCUCUGCGAGGUACAUUUUGCUCCAGAGAUGUGGGACGAAAAAGCUAAAAAACGAAAAUUGAAACCAGAUGCAGUUCCAACCAUAUUUGGAUUUUUUCUAAAAAAGAAAAAGCCAGUGGAAACUGAAAAUAAUACAACACAAGUAGUAACAGAUACAAUAAAUAAUAAUACAAAUUAUAAUGAAUCAGAUCAUUGUAUCGAUUCUAUUCAAUUGGAUCAACGUAUUAGUGAAAUUCAAGAGCAGGAAUGUCAGGUAAUUAAUGAUGCCACUGGAUCUAAUGAAAAAGAAGAACAACGAAAUAAGAAAUUAGAAGAGAUUAUUCGAAAACAACAACUAAACAUAAUUCGAAUGCGAAAAACAAUGAAAAGUUUGAGAUUUACUAUACAUACAUUGAAACAUAAAGACAAUAAUGAUAAAUAUUUCAAAAUUUAA
Molecule: messenger RNA, 576 nt
Organism: Trachymyrmex cornetzi
Lineage: Eukaryota; Metazoa; Arthropoda; Insecta; Hymenoptera; Formicidae
Product: THAP domain-containing protein 6
Exons: 3
Coding region: 1-576 (191 amino acids)
Source: RefSeq, a predicted model, not a curated record